AUGGCUGACCGACACUUCACAGCCUUCGUGACCGGUUGUUCCACGACGUCCAAAACUCUUCCAGAAAAUACGAUGUUGCGCCGUUCCCAACCCAACCCACCUCUAGCGGCCCCUCUUUUCGCUCUCCUCCGGCCUGCUGAAGGGAGAAGAGCCAUUGAUACGGGACUGUGCGAAUCCUGGUAUUACCCGUUACCCAGCGAGCUGGAAACUCAUCGAGCUAAGAUUUCCCAGGCAUUGCAGCGAACAACCGCCUUGUCCUCGACGACACCGUCGCACCUCAAAAGAGACCGCCGUCGCGCUCACCCCCUCUCGUGCUUAACAAUCCGCGGUGAGACAACCCCCGUCACCGACUCUACAGCCGCCAACGAUCAUGGCGCCAUGCCGUUUAUUCUCCUUGCCACAAGCGAAAGUGCUGGAGAGGAUGAUCAUGGAGGACAACAUGAAAUCCCAGUGGCUUGGUUAGCCUCCAUGGGCGAAGCGAGUCAUGUGCGUGACACGUUGCCAGCAUUGCACCAUGACCUCAUGUAUCCGUCACGCUGA
Molecule: messenger RNA, 540 nt
Organism: Uncinocarpus reesii 1704
Lineage: Eukaryota; Fungi; Ascomycota; Eurotiomycetes; Onygenales; Onygenaceae
Exons: 2
Coding region: 1-540 (179 amino acids)
Source: RefSeq, a predicted model, not a curated record